GUAAUUUAGUGGGGUUAUGUUUCGUCAAGUGUUGUGUGCUGUGACGGUGUACAGUUGUGUUUCGUGAAAUUUGUUUAAUAAUAGGUAUCGGGUUAUUAAAAAUGAAUCAACAGCAACAAUUUGAAAACCUAUUAUUAGAAGUUUAUGACCAAAAGUCGCAAAAUUCAAAAUUAAUGAAUGAUAGCGAUUAUAGUGAACUUUUGCAACGUAUCAAAAGAAUACGCGAAACUGGACCUGACAGUAGUAACAAGAGUGAUUAUCAUGUGAUAAAUACUUAUGAUUUACAAAGAAUCGAAUCAUCUUAUGUAAUUCUACAUAGAAGAUCUGGAAAGAUUAUUUUACGUUUGAGUGAAUGUUAUGAUGCGAUUAAAGCUGCCCAUCAGGGAACUGGACAUGGAGGGCGUCAAGCAACAACAAAAUUAUUAAACGAAAAGUAUCACAACUUAACACAGGAAAUGGUAAAAUUGUUCAUUGAAACUUGUGAAAAUUGUCAGUUUAAACGGAACAAAACUAAAAAGGGAAUUGUUGUUAAACCAAUUGUUUCAAACCAUUUAAACUCUCGAUGCCAAAUCGAUCUCAUUGACUUACAAACUAGACCAGAUGGUGACUACAAAUUUAUUUUGCUGCUAUGGAUGAAAUAAAACAAAAUCAAUACAUUUUGAUUUUUUUAGGUGAUUGAGGAAUUAGUCGGAAUGUGGCCUGACUGCCAAAUUGUGCAUGGUAAACCGAGACAUUCACAAUCACAAGGUUCAGUGGAGAGGGCGAACCAAGAUAUAGAGAACAAGUUAGCGUCGUGGAUGAAAGAUAAUAACUCGACAAAAUGGAGCGAAGGUUUAAAAAUCGUUCAAUUUCAAAAAAAUCGCUGCUUUCAUUCUGGUAUUGGACGCAGUCCUUAUGAAGCUUUAUAUGGUGUAAAAUGUAGAGAUGGUUUAAAUAACCUCCCUGUUUCUAUCACAAACAUUAAAUCCAUACGUACAGAAGAGGAACUGGAAACAUUAUUAUCUUCUAGUAAUGACACCGAGGAUAAAGUGGAAGAAGAUUCACAUCCUUCAAAUAAUUUUGUACCCGAUGAAAAAUCUACAGUCACUGAAGAGGAAAUGGCCGCCCAACAAUUGUCUGAUUUAAUUGAAAAUGCUACGCUGGUUAUGCUGCCCGAUAAUACUCAUAGGCCAGUUGUAUUCGCAGAUAAUACUGAAACCCCAAUUUUACUCGAACUUAAUACCGAAACCCCAGUUUUACCCGAAAAUAAUACUGAAACCCCAGUUUCACUCGAAGUUAACAAUAGAACCUCGGUUUUAUUUAAAGAACAAGCAAUGGCAUUGCUCUCUACUGAAACAACAGAAAAUGCUCUCAAUGAAUCAUUACCACAAAAAUGCUUAUUAUGUUCUGAUGAAAACGUGUGUGACCAUUGUCAGAAUAAAAACAAUAUUAAAGCUAUAAGGGAUUCAUGCCAGGAAAGUCUAAAAAGGCAAGCACAAAAAAUGCUACAAACUUCUCGCAAGAAAUUUAAACCAGGAGCUGUCGGCAUGUCCGUGAGAGUACCCAUUCCAGAUGUAGAUCGAAGUCGGUCAGAUCAUAGAAAUAUAUUGGGCGUCAUAAUGAGUGUAGAAGAUGAAUUUUACCGAAUUGGAACUGUUCACGGUGUUCUUAAACAGCUUUAUUCCCGCAACGAAUUUGAAAUAUGUAAGCAACAAUUUUUAAAGUUGGAAAAUGUCAAGACGGACACCGAAAUAACAUUACGAAGCGCUGCAGGAAAAUUUUCAGUAUCGGGUUCAACCCAAGGAUAUGUGCGAUGUCACUGCAAGAAGAGUUGUGCGAAUAAAAAGUGUAAAUGUCUUGCGUCUGGAUAUACCUGUAAUAGUAAGUGCCACAACAGUGCAACUUGCUCCAACAAAUAA
Messenger RNA from Photinus pyralis (common eastern firefly), 1898 nucleotides. RefSeq lists its product as uncharacterized. NCBI's taxonomy places the organism in Eukaryota, Metazoa, Arthropoda, Insecta, Coleoptera, Lampyridae. Gene Ontology annotation, biological process: DNA integration. The record is from RefSeq and is a predicted model, not a curated record. The transcript is spliced from 3 exons. Bases 693 to 1898 code for a protein of 401 amino acids. Gene Ontology annotation, molecular function: nucleic acid binding.